AUGGUCCAGCCAGUUUCUUAUCCAUCUUUUCUGGACCUGUCAUUUGAAUAUAGAGGCUGCUAUACGCAUUUCACUGUCACGAAGUUUGGAAAUCGUGACUUUGUAGCUGUGUCAAAUUUGGGCCGGUUUGGGCAGCUAGUAGAGGUAAUUUUCCCUCAUCGUCUAAUAGCAGAUCUGUUGUUUGAGGAGCACAAUUUUGAGUAUGAUACCCGGACACUGUUAGGGGCACCAGUGGUGAAUGUUCGAUUGAAUCAGCAUCUUUUAAGGAUAAUUCUGACUUGUUGCUUGACCGUAUUGUCAGAGUUUUUGCUAAAUACAACAGACGUCGAAAUGCUAUUUUCGCCAUUGGUCUUAAGGAACUGGACUUGGAUUAUGCCCAUAAAAUUGUCGAAACACUGGAGGAAUAUUUUGUUAAAAAGUCGGAAAUACAAUCCCAGUGAAGGCAGUGUGCGUCACUUAUGUACUUCUUGUGCUUUGAAUUCCGCAAAGGCGCAAAAGGAGCGCUCUAAAAAGGGUAUUUUUCUCCCAGAAACAGCAUUUAAAGUUCAUAUAAAAACAGUCGAGCGAAGUGGGCUGGAUGCCGAAAUUGCGUCUGUUGGAGGUUUUAAUAGUUUCUACCAGUGGCAGUUAAACGAUAGUUCACGAGAAGGUCUUCCCUUAUUUGUCCUGAUGGAUGGUCCUCCAUAUGCAAAUGGUGAUGUUCAUAUAGGACAUGCAGUUAAUAAAAUUCUGAAAGACUUUGUUUUACGAAGCCGUGUUUAUGCAGGGAACAGGGUUCAGUUCAUACCCGGGUGGGAUUGCCAUGGUUUGCCCAUUGAACUGAAGAUCAGCAGGGAUGCCGAAGAGGCGUUGUCACCAAUUGAAAUCAGAAAAAGAGCUCGCAAAGUUGCUGAGAGGUCUAUGAAUGCACAGAAGGCAUCUUUUAAACGUUGGGGUGUUAUGGCAGAUUGGGAUAACCCGUAUUAUACGAUGCAUCCGAGCUAUGUAGCGAAGCAGUUAAAAUUUUUUGCUAAGUUUUACGGAAAGGGUCUGGUCUAUCGAGCCUAUAAACCAGUUUACUGGUCCCCAAGUUCUUUGACAGCAUUAGCCGAAUCUGAACUGGAGUACAACCAUAAUCAUGAAAGCACUGCAGUUUAUUUCCGGUUUGAGGUAAUCAAUGGGCACAGUUUAGUACAGCAUCUAGCAACUGAUAAAAGGCCUAUUAAGUUAUUUGCUGUUAUAUGGACAACAGUUCCUUGGACACUUCCACUAAAUGAUGCUAUUGCGUUUAAGCCGGGAACUGAAUACGCACUUCUGGAACUGGUCCCUCCGUUUAGGGAAAAAACGAGGUGUGUUUAUCUCAUUGCCAAAAAUUUGGUCGAGGCGUUCAAAAAAAAGAUGAACCAGAGCUGGCAAAUGCUCGGAGUGGUAAAAGAUGAUUGUUUGGAAGGCUUGUGGUAUCACUGUUGUAUGUUUGUAGAUAUAGCAAGGCCAUUUGUCUCUUCAAAACAUGUAACUACCGAUACUGGCACUGGUCUUGUACAUGUCUCUUACGCACAUGGGUUUCAAGAUUAUGAGAUCAGUGUAAAAAGAGGUGAUAAAGUUUACUGUUACGUGAAUGAAUUUGGGAAAUAUUCGCGGCAAUUGGGGUACGGUUUGGAAGACAAGUUCGUGCUUGGCGAAGGACAAGAUGAAGUUUUAAAAAUGCUUAAAAAACAUGUUUUAUUAGCUUAUCCGUACGUCCACUCAUAUCCCUACGACUGGAGAACAAAAAAACCGGUAAUAAUUCGUAGUAGUGCGCAGUGGUUUAUCGACACAACCACUUUGGCAGAAGAGGCUGUGAAAUUAAUAGAAAAUGAAGAGAUUGAAGUCGGGACUCCUUUUACUGAUAUGCGGAACACGCUAAUACAAGUUCUGCAAGGCCGCUCAUCCUGGUGCAUAUCGAGGCAGCGUUGUUGGGGUGUACCGAUUCCUGCACUGUUUAAGGAAGACAAAAGUGUAUUGAUGUCACAAAGAUUUGUUGAACACGUAGCUGACAAAAUAGAACGAGAAGGCUCUGAUUCUUGGUGGAGUUCCGACGUCCAAUCGCUUCUUGAAGAUACAUUCGCUAAGGAGUUUGAUUUGAAAGGAAAUGAACGGAUACAGAAGGGGACAGACGUAAUGGAUGUAUGGUUUGAUAGCGGUCUAGUUUGGGGGUGUGGACGAUAUGAACAUUUACCUGCGGACUUAAUAGUUGAGGGUAAUGAUCAGUUUCGCGGUUGGUUCCAAUCUCUCGUGCUAACAUCGCUAGCUUUAGAAAAUGCAAUACCGUUCAAAAAAAUUUUGGUUCAUGGCUUUGCUGUGGAUGGAGAAGGAAAAAAAAUGUCUAAAUCAGUUGGCAACGUCGUCUUGCCUCAUACAGUUACGGACGGGUCUUUACAUUCAAAAGCGUUAGGCGCUGACGGUCUUCGACUGUGGGUUGCUUUGCACGGUAGCAGCGGCGAAGCCAGGUUAAGUUCUGAAAUCGCUCAGGAAAUUGACAGGACUUUAAUUGCUAUACGAAGUUCGUUCCGCUUCUUGCUAGGAAGCCUCAAAGGGAUAGGAGAAAAACGCGAGAAUUUGUCGCCGUACUUCAUCGAUCAGGUAAGCGUUGUUAUUUCCAACGGAAAUCAAUUGCACUUUCUAGCUAUUAUUUUAAUUUUACAGUAUAUACUGCAAGAAACCAAUAAUUUCACUCAAAAAUGCUUAACAAAUUAUAUGAAGUUCAAAUUUCGAUCAGUGGCAAAUGACUUUAUUCAAUUCCUGCAGCGCCCUUUGAGUGCGAACUACAUAGGUAUUGAACUCAGUUGCUGCAAAGAUGAUAUGGAGAAAUUACGUAAAUUACAGAAGGACGACCGCAGUUUCUCAUCGGAACUAGUUGAAGCUCUCGGAGUUUCAACCGUUCUGCUAAAAGGGCAAGAAGCAACAGAUUUCUCGCUACGAAUGGAACACAGCCCACUGCUAUUUUGCAAUCGAUGUCGAAAGCACAGAAGAGUUGAAGGAGAAGAACAUUGCAGCCCAUGCACAAAAGCCCUAGCAGAAUAUGAGCUGUAG
Messenger RNA from Enterobius vermicularis (human pinworm), 3051 nucleotides. Lineage: Eukaryota; Metazoa; Nematoda; Chromadorea; Rhabditida; Oxyuridae. The record is from the annotation of a GenBank genome assembly.